GGGCUGGCCGGGCUCCGCAGCCCGCCGCAGCCGCCGCCUAGCCGCUGAGGGCCCGAGAGCGCGGCGGCGGGCGCGCGGCCUGUGAGAGCGGCCGGAGCGGCGGGCGCGGCGCGGCGCCGAGCGUCCUGUCAGGCGGCUGAGGGCGCCACGGACCCGCGCCGCGAUGAUGCCGAUGAUAUUAACUGUGUUCUUGAGCAACAAUGAACAGAUUUUAACGGAAGUUCCUGUAACACCAGAAACAACAUGUCGAGAUGUUGUAGAGUUUUGCAAGGAGCCUGGAGAAGGCAGUUGCCAUUUAGCUGAAGUGUGGCGGGGAAAUGAGCGUCCCAUACCCUUCGAUUAUAUGAUGUACGAACAUCUUCAGAAGUGGGGGCCACGAAGGGAAGAAGUGAAAUUUUUCCUUCGACAUGAGGAUUCCCCAACUGAGAGCAGCGAACAAGGUGGCCGUCAGACCCAAGAGCAAAGAACUCAGAGAAAUGUAAUAAAUGUACCUGGAGAAAAACGGGCUGAAAAUGGGGUUGGGAAUCCACGUGUUGAACUUACCCUCUCAGAGCUCCAAGAUAUGGCAGCUAGGCAACAACAGCAAAUUGAAAACCAGCAGCAAAUGUUGGUUGCCAAGGAGCAGCGUUUACAUUUUCUAAAGCAGCAGGAGCGCCGUCAGCAACAGUCUGUUUCUGAAAACGAAAAGCUUCAAAAAUUGAAAGAACGCGUGGAAGCCCAGGAAAAUAAGCUGAAGAAGAUCCGAGCCAUGAGAGGACAGGUGGACUACAGCAAAAUUAUGAAUGGCAAUCUGUCUGCUGAAAUAGAGAGGUUCAGUGCCAUGUUCCAAGAAAAGAAACAGGAAGUACAGACUGCGAUUUUACGAGUUGAUCAGCUCAGUCAGCAGCUGGAAGAUUUAAAGAAAGGAAAACUGAACGGGUUCCAGUCUUACACUGGCAAGCUCGCAGGACCGGCAGCUGUGGAGCUGAAAAGACUAUACCAGGAGCUGCAGAUUCGUAACCAGCUCAACCAGGAACAGAACUCGAAGCUCCAGCAGCAGAAGGAGCUCUUGAGUAAGCGCAACAUGGAGGUGGCCGUGAUGGACAAGCGCAUCAGUGAGCUGCGGGAGCGUCUCUAUGGGAAGAAAAUCCAGCUGAGCCGUGUGAAUGGCACGUCGUCACCACAGUCCCCGCUGAGCACGCCGGGCAGGGUCGCUGCAGUGGGGCCUUACAUCCAGGUUCCCAGCAGCGGCAGCUACUCUGUUCCUGGAGACCCCGUAAAGCCCCAGUCUCUCACCGUCGCCCCGAGUGCUGCCCACGGAAGGUCCAAGUCUGCCAAUGAUGGAAACUGGCCAACAUUAAAACAAAAUUCAGGCUCUUCAGUGAAAGGGACACAGAUUGCCAGCGUGGACUGGAGGGACUCCAGCACCGAGGGGCCUCUCAAGCAGGGGGCUGUCUCGAGCCAGCCUGUGCCCUUGCCAGCCUUGGGUGCCACAGAGAAGCUGGGCCUCGAGAUGGGUAAAGUGCCACCCCCGAUCCCUGGCGUUGGCAAGCAGCCGCCCCCAAGCUAUGGGACAUACCCAAGUCCUGCGCCCGUGGGCCCAGGCUCGACCAACUCCCUGGAGAGGAGGAAGGAGGGCAGCUUGCCCAGGCCCAGCACAGGCCUGCCCAGUCGACAGAAACCUGCCCCGCUGCCCCCUGCGGGCAGCCCCCACCCACCGGGUUCCUCGCAGCAGAUCCAGCAGAGGAUUUCUGUGCCACCAAGUCCCACGUACCCGCCAGCAGGGCUGCCUGCAUUUCCAGCUGGAGAUGGCAAACCUGAACUCCCACUGACUGUGGCCAUUAGGCCUUUUCUGGCUGAUAAAGGAUCAAGGCCACAGUCCCCCAGGAAAGGACCCCAGACAGUGAAUUCAAGCUCCAUAUACUCCAUGUACCUCCAGCAAGCCACACCACCUAAGAACUACCAGCCAGCGGCACACGGCACCUUAAAUAAGUCGGUUAAAGCAGUGUAUGGGAAGCCUGUGCUACCGUCUGGCUCGACGUCUCCGUCCCCAUUACCGUUUCUGCAUGGGUCGCUGGCCACGAGCACCUCGCAGCCCCAGCCACCGUCAGAAAGCGCGGAGAAGGAGCCGGAGCAGGACAGCCCUGCCCCUCCCGGCGACAGGGGCGGCGCCAGCACCGUGGAGAGCCUGCCGAGGCCGCUCAGCCCCACCAAGCUCACGCCCAUCGUGCACUCGCCGCUGCGCUACCAGAGCGACGCCGACCUGGAGGCCCUGCGCAGGAAGCUGGCCAACGCGCCCCGGCCUCUGAAGAAGCGCAGCUCCAUCACGGAGCCCGAGGGCCCCGGCGGGCCCAACAUCCAGAAGCUGCUGUACCAGCGCUUCAACACCCUGGCCGGAGGCAUGGAGGGCACCCCCUUCUACCAGCCCAGCCCCUCGCAGGACUUCCUGGGCACCUUAGCCGACGUGGACAAUGGGAACACCACGGCCAACGGGAACCUGGGGGAGGCUAGCCCGGCCCCCCCCACAGCCCCUCUCCCCGCGGAGCCGGCCCCGGCCUCAGACGCCAAUGACAACCAGCUCCCUUCCCCCGAACCGGAGGGGCUCACCUGUCCCCCAGACACCCACCAAACAGCUGAGCCGGCUGAGGAUGACAAUAACAACGUGGCCACAGCCCCGUCCACAGAGCAGGUCCCCAGCCCUGGGGCCGAGGCCCCCUCUCCAGGGGAGGAGCAAGUCCUCCUGUCACUUCCCCCGGCCGUGCCCCCUCCUGCUGCCUCUACGAGCAAACGGACCAACCUGAAGAAGCCGAACUCGGAGCGCACGGGGCACGGGCUGAGGGUCCGGUUCAACCCCCUGGCGCUGCUUCUGGACGCCUCCCUGGAGGGGGAGUUCGACCUGGUGCAGAGGGUCAUCUACGAGGUGGAGGACCCCAGCAAGCCCAACGACGAGGGCAUCACCCCGCUGCACAACGCCGUCUGCGCGGGCCACCACCACAUUGUGAGGUUCCUGCUGGACUUCGGCGUCAACGUGAACGCCGCCGACAGCGACGGCUGGACGCCGCUGCACUGCGCCGCCUCUUGCAACAGCGUCCACCUCUGCAAGCAGCUGGUGGAGAGCGGCGCCGCCAUCUUCGCCUCGACCGUCAGCGACAUCGAGACGGCUGCAGACAAGUGCGAGGAGAUGGAGGAGGGCUACAUCCAGUGCUCCCAGUUUCUGUACGGCGUGCAGGAGAAAUUGGGCGUGAUGAACAAAGGCGUGGUCUAUGCCCUGUGGGCUUACGAUGCCCAGAACAGUGACGAGCUGUCCUUCCACGAAGGGGACGCCCUCACCAUCCUGAGACGCAAGGAUGAAAGCGAGACCGACUGGUGGUGGGCUCGCCUUGGGGACCGGGAGGGCUAUGUGCCCAAAAACCUGCUGGGGUUGUAUCCACGGAUCAAACCCCGGCAGCGCACGCUCGCCUGAACUUCCCCAGGAGGCCCGCAGCGGCUUGCCCGCGACGAGGAGCCCCCAAAGAGAGGAUCCUGCCGCCUCCCAGGAAGGCCGGAGCUGGAGGUGGCCUGACGGUGCUCCGUCCAGCAGGCAGCAUGCAUGUGAACCCCAGCAGUUUCUAGGUGAGGCCCCGGCUCCACUCCGCCCCCGGUGGGAGAGCAGGUUCUCCUCCAGGGACACUGAACUUGCUGUUAGCGCAGCUCCGAAUAAAUAGCCAGCUUUCUCAGCCACCGCCCUGUUGCCAAUGAGAAGCCCCGUCAUUAACCCCGGGUUGGUCGCCAGUGAAGAUACACGCUCUGACGGACACGGGCCCAAGGCCCUCGUUCCCAGUGUCACCCCAGCCCCAGCAGCGAGAACUCGCAGCUGCCAAGGUGCGUCCCCCGCUAGAGCCCUGCCCUCCUGUUCCUGGAGGUCACAGAUACCCUCACCCUUUUCAUCCUCACCACACGCGUGUCUUCCUCUCGUCACCAAAGGAGCCCCGUUGGAAACGUCUGUCUGUUGGUGGCGCCUAAUGCGUGGGCUCCACUUCCCAUGUCAGGCCCUGGCCUAGGUCACCCACGGCUGGCGGUGCUGGGCUGGACUCCAUGCCACGGGCACGAGGGCCCCUAGGACCAGGCGACACGCGGUCAGGCGUCCCAACCCAGCACCACCUUCUCCGCAGCCCCUUGCUGCCCAGGCGUGUUUCUCAGCCCCUCAUGGCGGGGACGCCUGCUCGGCACGAGGGGCAGCGGCGAGGGUCCGGUGGCCGUGAUGCAAUAACCUUUCCCCCAGUUCCAGACCUAAAGCAAGUAUUCACCUCGGGAAGUUUGAACUGGACGUGCGGGCUUUUAUGUGUAACCCAAAGUAUUUUUUGACUAAGCCACUCAAAACUAUCAAAACCAUGUUGGAAAUGUUUUCUCUCAUUAAAAUCCAGGCCCUUAGGCUUUAUUUUCCA
Phacochoerus africanus (Common warthog) is the source of this 4403-nucleotide messenger RNA. It is a transcript of the gene PPP1R13B, whose product is annotated as protein phosphatase 1 regulatory subunit 13B. Lineage: Eukaryota; Metazoa; Chordata; Mammalia; Artiodactyla; Suidae. Gene Ontology annotation, cellular component: nucleus. Gene Ontology annotation, molecular function: transcription factor binding; p53 binding. The coding region runs from base 164 to 3442 and encodes 1092 amino acids. The record is from RefSeq and is a predicted model, not a curated record. Gene Ontology annotation, biological process: regulation of apoptotic process; negative regulation of cell cycle; apoptotic process. The transcript has 17 exons.